UAUAUCUUCACAAUAACAAAGAUCAAAGAUGAGCUCAAAUGGAGAGUAUCAUGGGAUGGUUCCCUCACAUAUGUUUUUAUUAAUAUUAUAGUAACCAAUACUACAUCAUCAUCAACAACAUCAACAUCAACAGCACCGUCGACCACUACAACUGUGAAGCCAGGUAAGUUUUAGAUCAAUACUUCUUAAUUAUAUGACUUGUUGAUUAUUCCCUUUUCUGA
This is a messenger RNA of Adineta ricciae, 221 nucleotides long. NCBI's taxonomy places the organism in Eukaryota, Metazoa, Rotifera, Eurotatoria, Adinetida, Adinetidae. The record is from the annotation of a GenBank genome assembly.